This is a messenger RNA of Sorghum bicolor (sorghum), 819 nucleotides long. RefSeq names its product dirigent protein 15. Bases 80 to 565 code for a protein of 161 amino acids. NCBI's taxonomy places the organism in Eukaryota, Viridiplantae, Streptophyta, Magnoliopsida, Poales, Poaceae. The transcript is spliced from 2 exons. The record is from RefSeq and is a predicted model, not a curated record.
AGCCUCACUGCACCUCUCAUACUACACACAGAGCAAACAAUUCAGUAAUAGCAGUAGUAUUAGCUAGUAGCCUGCAGCCAUGGCUUCAGAGAAAGGAGCCUACUUCGAGAUCUCUACCGUGACGAUGCCGCAGAAGGAGGUGCGCAUGACGCUGUACGUGCACCAGGUGGUGAGCGGCGCGAAGAAGAACCAGCAGGUAGUGGUUCCCAAGCAACCCAUCGGCUUCGGCGUCAUCGCCGCCAACGACUGGACCGUGUUCGACGGGACGGGCACCGGCGCCAACCUCGUCGGCAAUGCGCGGGGUAUGCAUCUGUGUGGUGCCAUGAAUGGUGAAACUUGGAACAUCUAUUUUGACCUCAUCUUCAACAACGGAAGGUUCAAGGGAUCCUCGCUGAAGCUGCUGGGAAGCAUUGGGCCAGCAGAAGGCGAGUGGGCCAUUGUGGGAGGAACAGGGGAGUUCAGUCUUGCCCAGGGUGUCGUCGCCUACAAGAAGGUGCAAGACAGCGACGGCACCAAUAUAAGGGAGCUCAAGUUCCGCGUCUUCUAUACGCCCCUAAAGGCGUAGAUCCGUGCAGUAUCAGCCGACUGAUCGGAUCGGAUGGACGCUCUUGCAUUACUGCAGAAAUUAAUAAACAGACGUACGGACAGAUCCAUGACACGGAUCUUGUCAUCGUCCUGUGUUAACAGCGUGUCGUUGCUUUUCUUGCCUUCAUUCACAUGUUUUGUCUGCUCAAUGUCAUGAAGCCUCAGAAGUAAAAGAUUCUAAUGGAUGGGAUAUUUUCUUUGAUUUCGUUCUAAGCAUUUUUUUUAAGGCGGCCA